Molecule: messenger RNA, 3870 nt
Organism: Pungitius pungitius (ninespine stickleback)
Lineage: Eukaryota; Metazoa; Chordata; Actinopteri; Perciformes; Gasterosteidae
Product: exostosin-1
Exons: 13
Coding region: 901-3216 (771 amino acids)
Cellular component (GO): membrane
Molecular function (GO): glycosyltransferase activity
Source: RefSeq, a predicted model, not a curated record
GCUGCUGCUGCUGCUGCUUGGUGGCGCAGCCCUGAUCCAACUGAGGAUGUGAGGAUGGAAACCUGAGGAAGGGGGUUCUGCUGGAGCCGAGUGGUCUGGAUGGAAUAAUCCAGAAGAAACCCAGUGUGCACUUGUGGUGGUCAUUUGAUCCAUUACUUGAACCGUGGUGAGAAGAACCGGUGCCAGCCAAUCAAAACGUGGACUCGUUUCAAACCGGAUUCUCUCCUAUUAGCGCGUCUCUCCGGGUCCUUUCGUCUCCUUUAAUCUGGGAUGAUCAUCUCUGUUUGAUUGCCACCGAGCACACGAGUGGGAGCGCGCUUUCCAUUGCAAAGUUUUGGAUUUUUUUUUUAAUGUUGAAAGGGGGGAUGGCAGUCAUUGGACGUGCAUGCACGCGCCUCUUUUAACGUGCGUUGGAUGCAUGCUGCCUUAGAGGAAAGUUUGGGACCGUUACGCGUGGGAGGAUGCCACCGGUGAACCUUUUCGGGUUUAUCCACGGACGCAGAGCUAAGUGACCGCCUCAUCCCCUUCCACGUGCGGUUCAUGUGCUUAACGUUUCCUGACUUUCGGAUGGAUUUGUGAUCGGAUGUUGGAGGGGUGAAGCUGGAGAAUGUGGAUCCGAACCGCGGAGUCGUGCUCGGGCUGCAGGGGAGAGCGGCGGAUGUACCGAUCCCUGCCUGGGACCACACGUGUUCCCUGUAAACAAUGACUCAAGACACCAAAAUGACGAGCUGUGGAUAGAGGCUGCCCUGUGGGACCUUUGUCUACUUUGCUUCAGAUCCUCUCCUCAUCAUUUCCUAGUUCCUCUUCCUUCCCUUCUUCAACCCUUUACCCCCCACCUUUACUAUUUAUUCUUUUCUCUACAACCUCCUCCGUUCCCCCUCCGUCCCCCCCACAGCACACAUGCAGGCUAAGAAGCGGUACCUGCUUGUGUCUGUGGGGGCCGGUCUUCUCUUCCUCAUAUAUCUGUGGGGUCUACAAAUCGGGGAAUUCCAGCAGCCGCCAUAUCAAUAUCAGCAGUUACCCCAGUACCCCCAGUACCGCCAGCAGGAAUACCAGUACUACCACCAGACCCAGGAGAUGCAUCAGCACCAGCCCCUACCCCAGAAAAGCCCUUCCAGACCGCCCAGGCACUGGCCCGAGUCGACCGAGCUGCUGGAGCCGUACCUGGAGGGAGGAGAGCAAGAGGAGGACAGUCCUCAGCUCCACCACCAGCACACCUCACCUCGUGAGCGGCGUGCGAUCCGAGACAUCAUCUACAAGAACAAGCGCUGCCGCAUGGAGACCUGCUUUGACUUUGCUCGCUGCCAGUCGGGCUUCAGGGUCUACAUCUACCCACCGCAGAGAGGGGACGAGAUCUCCGAGACCUACAGGAAGAUCCUGUUGUCCAUCGAGGAGUCUCGCUUCCACACCAAGGACCCAACGAGAGCCUGUCUGUUCAUUCUGGCCGUGGACACGUUGGACAGGGACCAGCUGUCGGCUCAGUACGUUCAGAACGUCAGGCUGCGAAUCCAGAACCUGCCGACGUGGAACGAUGGAAGGAACCACCUCAUAUUCAACCUGUACUCGGGCACCUGGCCGGACUAUACAGAGGAUCUGGGCUUUGAGGUGGGCCAAGCCAUGCUGGCCAAGGCCAGCGCUGAUAUGGUCAACUUCCGACCCAACUUUGAUAUCUCCAUCCCCUUGUUCUCCAAGGAUCACCCGCAAAAAGGAGGCGGCAUAGGGUAUCUGACCCUCAAUGAUGCACCGCCUUCCAGGAAGUACCUGCUGGUUUUCAAAGGGAAGCGAUAUCUAACUGGCAUCGGAUCGGAAACGAGAAAUGCUCUGUAUCACAUCCACAACGGGGAAGAUAUUAUUCUUCUGACCACAUGUAAACAUGGGAAGGACUGGGAGAAACACAAGGACUCUCGGUGUGACAGAGAUAAUGAAGAAUACCUCAAGUUUGACUACCAGGAACUGCUUCAUAACUCGAGUUUCUGCAUGGUGCCCCGGGGCCGCCGUCUUGGAUCCUUCCGCUUUCUGGAGGCCCUUCAGGCGGCCUGCAUUCCAGUUAUUCUGAGCAGCGGCUGGGAGCUUCCCUUCUCUGAAGUCAUCGACUGGAGGAAAGCCGCCAUCGUUGGAGAUGAGAGACUUCUCUUACAGGUUCCCUCCAUUACCCGGUCUGUCGGCCGUGACAGGAUCCUGGCUCUCCGCCAGCAGACUCAGUUCCUCUGGGACGCCUACUUUUCUUCUGUCACCAAAAUCGUCUUAACUACUCUGGAGAUCAUCCAGGACCGUGUGGAUUCCCAUGUGUCCAGAAACGGGUUGUUGUGGAAUUCCCUUCCUGGUGGUCUCUAUGCACUCCCCCAGUACUCAACUGACCCUGUCCAGUUCCCCUUUUACUAUGCCAUUCUGGGUAAGAGCCCGGCGCAGCAGUUCACAGCUGUGAUCCACACGGUUGCUCCUCUGCAGUCACAGAGCUCCCCCGUGGUGAAGCUCAUCAUCGCUGUAGCCAAGUCCAAGUUCUGUGCACAGAUUGUGGUUUUAUGGAACUUCGACAAGCCUUUACCUCCUAGGGACAAGUGGCCCUCCACCAGCGUGCCUCUCACUGUCAUUGAAGGACAGACCAAGACGAUGAGCAGUCGUUUUAUCCCCCACGGCGUCAUCCUCACUGACGCCAUUAUCAGUCUGGAUGAAGACUCGGUUCUCUCAACAAAUGAGGUGGAUUUUGCCUUUAUUGUAUGGCAAAGCUUUCCGGAGCGCAUCGUGGGGUUUCCAGCAAGGAGCCACUACUGGGACAGUUCCAGGUCCCGCUGGGGAUACACCUCCAAAUGGACCAAUGACUACUCCAUGGUCCUCACGGGGGCAGCUUUCUACCACAGAUACUAUCACUACCUGUUCACCCACUACGUCCCGGCCAGCCUGCUGACCAUGGUGGACCGCAUGGCUAAUUGUGAAGACAUCCUGAUGAACUUUCUGGUUUCAGCUGUCACCAAGCAGCCGCCAAUCAAAGUCACACAGAAGAAGCAGUACAAGGAAACCCUGAUGGGCCAGGGCUCCAAGUCAUCCCGGUGGGCCGAUCCCGACCACUUCGCCCAGCGACAGACCUGCAUGAACGCCUUCAGUCGCUGGCUGGGUUUCAUGCCCCUGGUGCACUCCCAGAUGAGGCUGGACCCCGUGUUGUUCAGGGACCAGGUUUCCAUCCUGAGGAAGAAAUACAGGGACAUUGAGAGGCUGUGAUGGCGGGGGGAUACACACCAAAUCAUUGUGUGUGUGUUCGCCAAGUCGUGAAGCUAUAAAGAAAAGCUCACACGUGGACACUGGACAUAAAAAUGAUGAAACACAGAGGUACACAUAAGGCAUUUAACGGCAUACUUCUAUAGAAACAGAGAAUAUGUAUGAGCCCAGCUUCAGAUAACAGUGAGUGACCCGUCAGCUGUGACGAUGCACAUCCACAUGCAUGGAUACACAUGCAAUAAUGACCUGGGCACAUUCAAUGCAGUCCUGACCACCACACACACACAAGUAUGUGUUGCAUGAUUUGAACAAGACAACUUUACAUGGACCUGAUAAGAAUAAUGUGUUUGUAUAAAAAAAACAGGGAAUAAAAUGACGCACACUUUGGGGUUGUGUAUGUAAAGUAAAAACACGUUGUGGACAAAAGGACAAAGCAUAGCUUCUGGGUCAUGCCAUGUGAGAGCUGCUUCUACAUAACACCCAGAGACAAUGGCACUAUGCCCCCUGUACACUAUUAUAGAUUUUCUGCUGCAGCUCUUGCUUGUAUGAAGCAAAUAGAAAAAUAAAAUAAAGAGAUGUUGUGUUAUCAGACUGAAAACUCAACCCACCCCAACUUUUCCUUUCUUUUUCGAGGUGUAUUUCCCAGGGUUUUCUGCC